Messenger RNA from Lactuca sativa (garden lettuce), 555 nucleotides. NCBI's taxonomy places the organism in Eukaryota, Viridiplantae, Streptophyta, Magnoliopsida, Asterales, Asteraceae. The record is from RefSeq and is a predicted model, not a curated record.
AUGGCUGAGAAGUUUGAGAUGAGCAUGAUGGGUGAACUAACUUUCUUUUUAGGUCUGCAAAUUAAAGAACUAACUGAUGGAUUUUUUGUUUAUCAAGCUAAAUACAUUGCAAAUAUGCUAAAGAAGUUCAAAUUCACUAAUUGCAAGCCGGACAAGACUGCAAUGUCCUCAUUAGCGCCUAUUAGCACUGAUCCAAAUGCUGCUAAUAUAAAUGCAACUCUCUAUCGAGGAAUGAUUGGCUCUCUGCUCUAUCUUACUGCUAGUCUCCCUGAUAUUAUGUUUCAUAGACUAAAUCUUGGGUUAUGGUAUCCUCGUGAUUCUGAGUUCAAGCUGAUAGGAUACACUGACUUCGAUCAUAGUGAAUGUGGCAUUGAUUACAAAUGUACUUUAGAAGGAGCUCAAAUGAUUAGAGAUAAACUGGUAAGUUGGUCUAGCAAGAAGCAAUCAUCAUUGUCUUGUUCUACCACUGAAGCUGAAUACGUAGCUGAUGGAAGGUGUUGUGCUAAGAUUUUAUGGAUUCAGAAUCAGCUCUUAGAUUAUGGCCUAAACUUCUAA